This is a messenger RNA of Hordeum vulgare subsp. vulgare (domesticated barley), 4177 nucleotides long. RefSeq lists its product as uncharacterized. The record is from RefSeq and is a predicted model, not a curated record. The transcript is spliced from 22 exons. Lineage: Eukaryota; Viridiplantae; Streptophyta; Magnoliopsida; Poales; Poaceae. Bases 193 to 3648 code for a protein of 1151 amino acids.
CUCCCCCAUCAUCGUCUCCACCUAGGAUUCUUCCUCUACUACUAGUCUACUACCAUACCAGACGCCCUCCUCUCCUCCCCGCAACCCUCCCAAAUCCCCAAGCCACAGCCAAAAUUUCCAGUCGCAAAUUCCCCAAUCCGCGGCAACGUCGACCCAAAUCCUCGCUCCUGGGGCUCGCGCGUCGCGGCGACGAUGAUGUUCACGGAGGGCCUCGACGAGUCGGCCAUCAGCUGGAUCAAGCAGGGCACGGAUACUCCCCCCGCCCCCGCCGCGGCGAGGUCUCCACUGGCGGAGCGGCUGCCUCUGGGACAGAUCUCGGAGGGCGCGGCGGCGCCCAGGAGCCCCGCGCUGUACAACAGGGCGUGCGUCGGCCUCUUCUCCCCCAAGAGUCUGCCGCCGCCGGUGCGAACCGCCACGCGCCACUCGGGGCUCCUCUGCCGCCACUCCGUGCUCCUCGCCGCGGACUCUGAGGAGGAGGAGGAGGGGGAGGAGAGCGUCGCAUCCUGGGGGCUCACCGAGGACUGCGGUUACGGCUACUUCUCUGACCACACGGCCGAGGAGGACGGGGUGUGCUCCAGUGACUCCAGCCUGUUCCGGAGGGCGAGGGACCUGUACGGAAAUGGCGUCGAGGACGAGGUCACGUCGCAGUUCAGACGGAGGGGCGGCGGGCUUGCACGGGGGCAGUCCAAGGAGAACCUUCGGGUCGAGGUGCGAGCCGCGGCCGCGGCCGCGUUUGCCGGGAGAAGCUCCCUUGGUCAGGAUCAGGUGGACUGCAGCUCGCGUCAGCGCUACGUUGAUACGCAGAAAUUCCAGGAUUUCGGGCCACCAAGUGCUCCCCCAAUUGCACGAGAUGGGGAGGUGGAUGGCAUUUUCGAUGAAAUUGCUGACGAGAACGGAGGCUUCAAGAAGACUGAGAUCUCCUCAGUGGCGGAUAUACUGGCUCAAGAUGUCCAUGAGCUUCCGAGAUCAAAUGUUCAGGCGGAUGGUGUUCAGAUGCCGUACAUCGAGAACAAUUUAUUAGCUCAGAUACCCAGCUUCACAACUAAUGUCCAAAAUGCAUGGCAAUCAUUUGUUGCAUAUGAUGCAUGUUUUCGGCUUUGUCUGAAUGCAUGGGCAAAAAAUUGCAUGGAGGCUCCAGAAUUCCUCCGCGAUGAGUGCAUGGUACUUAGAAGCGCCUUUGGAAUACAGAAAUUUUUGCUUCAUCCAAAGCAUAAGAAUCAAGAUGAUGGAAAACAUACCUAUGAUAAGGAUGAAAGUUGUAGCAUGAAGGCAAGGAAACUGGUUAAACGGAUUGAGAUCGAAGUAAGAAAGAUACGUGUUGUACCGCAAAGACCAAAGCUUCGCGCAACAUCAUCCUUUAGAAAUCUCUACAUGCAAGCUGGUAGCGAGUAUGUCAGACAGAUUUCUAAGAUUCUGAAGAGCCAGGUUACUAUGCUGACAUCCACAUCAUCUACAUCUUUGCCUGAAGAAAUGUUUACAUGCACACUAGAAUUAAAAAGCUCCCGCAAAGGUCAAGAAAGAGAUUCCGUUUCUCUGCAAUAUUUGAAGCCGGGGACUGGUGAAUCUCAACUCUUUUAUCUAGAGGGCCAGGGAGAUGAUAUUCUUGUUGAAGUACAAGACAACAAUAGGGUUGUCAUAGGCCGUGCAGAAAUUCAAGUUUCAUCAUUCAGUGAUGCCCACCAGGAGGAAUUCACCAGAUGGUGGCCUCUAUAUCUUGAGGAUCAAGAAUGUGUGGGCAAAAUUCAGCUUUGUCUGAACUUGUCCACGCCUUCGGACAAUUAUGGAUCUGCAAAGAUGCCGCAAGGUGGUCUGGCUGUCGAUACUAUAAUAUAUGACAUGGUUCUGGAAGCAGCAAUGGGAGCUCAAAAUUUCAACAGCAAAAUGUUGCACAUCAGUGGUUCGUGGAAAUGGCUGCUGGAUGAAUUUUCUGAUUACUAUGGGGUAUCAGAUGCAUAUAGAAAAUUGAGGUACCUUUGUUACAUUUUAAAUGUGGCAACGCCAACAAAGGAUUGCUUGGAACUUACAUAUGAGUUGCUUCUCCCUGUCAUGAAAGCACGGGAUGACAGAACUUUAACAAGACAAGAGAGAAGUAUACUGCUUGACUGCGAAGAUAGGAUCAAUGUUCUUCUUGCGAUUGUGUUCGAAAAUUAUAAAUCACUGGAUGAGCAUUCUAUUACGGGCUUAUCAGAGCUAUUUGGCCCCAUAUCAGAUUGUGCUGCACCAGCUUUGGCACCUGCAGUUCAGAUAUUCAGUGUACUGCAUGAUAUACUCUCUAAUGAAGCACAGAGCAUACUCAGGAGCUAUCUGCAGACUGCUGCUGCAAAGAGGUGCAGGAGGCAUAUGAUUGAGACAGACGAGUUCAUGUCAAGCAAUAAUGACAACCUUCUUACAGACGAGAUGACUAUUUCUGCUGCCUAUCUCAAAAUGAAGACACUAUGCAUUAACAUAAGUCUUGAGAUUCAAGCAGACAUCAAGAUUCACAAUCAGAACAUACUCCCAAGUUCGAUAGAUCUUCCAAACAUAUCAGCAUCCCUGUAUAGUACAGAACUAUGCAAACGAUUGAAGGGUUUUCUCUCUGCAAGCCCUCCAUCAAGACCCUUACAACAUGUUGCUGAACUGCUCAUUGCGACUGCUGACUUUGAGAGAGAUCUUGACUCCUGGCAAGUCAGACCUGUUCAUGGGGGUGUACUUUCGAGGGAGUUGUUUCAUGAUUACAUUAUGGUGUGGAUUGAAGAUACCCGGUUGCACUUGCUUGAUUAUUGCAAAGCUGAGAAGUUAUCCUAUCCUGCAGCAUCUACAACUUCACCAUUUGUUGAGCAAGUAUAUGAGCAAAUAAAAGAAAGCAUACAUGAGUAUGGAGUAGUUAUCAACAGAUGGCCUCAAUAUCUAAUGAGUUUGGAGAGUGCUAUUGCUGAUGUCGAAAGGGAAGUUAUGAAGGCACUGGAGAAGCAAUACAUGGAGACUCUAAUGCCUCUGAGAGACGGCAUACCAAAAAUUCUUGAGAAGCAUGUUCAAAGACUGACAAGGAGACAAUCGGUAGCUCCAUAUGUUGUGCCAAAUCAGUUAGGAACAUUCAUGAAUACAGUUAAAAGAAUGCUAGAUGUGUUACACUGCCGUGUUGAGGAGAUUCUCAAAUCGUGGGCAGCAUAUCUAACCAUAGCAAACGGGACCACACUUUUUGGAGAGCAAAUGAACUCCAUCACAGUCAUGUUGAGAAAGAAGUACAAGAAAUACCUGCAGGCAAUAGUGGAGAAGAUUGUUAGUGAAACACAAGCUAAUCGGACUACAAGGCUAAAACGAAUUCUUGAAGAAACAAAAGAGACUGAAGGUGAAAGUGAAAUGCGUGAAAGGAUGCAGGCUCUCCGUGCACAACUCUCUGAUUCCAUACACAACCUCCACGGGGUCUUUUCCUGCAGAAUAUUUGUCGCUAUUUGCCGAGGUUUCUGGGAUAGGUUGGGCCAGACUGUGUUGAGGUUUCUCGAGAGCAGAAAGGAGAACAGGAUUUGGUAUCGUGGAUCCGAUUACGCUUUAGGGAUCCUGGAUGAUGUCUUUGCAUCAGAGAUGCAAAAGCUGCUGGGCAACGCUCUCCAGGACAAGGACCUGGAUCCACCACAAUCGGUGAUUGACGCUCGUUCUAUCCUUUGUUGAGGGCGGCGGGGUAGGAGAAGAACCGUCUAACAUUCAGAUGGAUCUCUGCUAAGAUCUGAAAUAUGUUCGAGAUUAAACUUCGGUUUUGCUUUGUUUAGUGUGCAGAAUUUAUGUAUACAUGUAGAGAUGUCCCCAUUCUUUCUGUUCAUAGUGGGUUGGUAAUUGUUUCAGAAAGUGAAGAGGAAAAUUGUGUAAUUGGUUAGUGGCAAGCAAGAUGUGCUUUCCAAAGAGUGUAUUUGGAAUUUUAAAAGGAGUGUAUAUUUGGCAGCUUUCUUUGAAAAGUUCAGUUACGUGAUUACAUGUUGGAAAUUUGGCUGUCACAGGAUUUGUCUUCAGGGUUUCCAAUUGUUAAAAGGAGUGUAUUUGGUCUGUUAAGUGGAUCACAAACCUCUCUUUGACGGUUUCCAAUUGUUAAAAGGAGUGUAUUUGGUUAGUGGCAAGCAAGAUGUGCUUUCCAAAGAGUGUAUUUGGAAUUUUAAAAGGAGUGUAUAUUUGGCAGCUUUCUUUGAAAAGUUCAGUUACGUGAUUA